AUGGGGUGGCUUUGUGUUGCAACAAAAAUUGAAAGUGUUGAAGACAGAUCUAAAGGGUUGGCAUAUGCAGCAUUCGAAGAAUUUGGAUGGAGUGUUACAGGGUGCAUGUACAAGGUGUUAGCGAAGGUUCUGGCUAAUAGAUUGCGUUGUGUUAUUUCCAGUGUGGUUUCCGACACUCAGUCAGCGUUUGUUAGAGGGAAACAAAUAUUAGAUGGAAUUUUGAUAGCAAAUGAGGUGGUGGAUGAAGCAAAGCGCAUGAAUAAGGAACUUCUUUUAUUCAAAGUUGAUUUUGAAAAGGCAUACGACUCCGUAGAUUUGAAAUAUCUUGAUGCGGUGAUGGUGAAAAUGAAUUUUCCUACUAUUUGGCAGAAGGGUCUUCGUCAAGGGGAACCUUUGUCGCCAUUCUUGUUUUUAUUGGCUGCUGAAGGGUUGAAUGUGUUGAUGAAAGCUGUGGUGGGGGCGCAACUUUUUACUGGCUAUGGUGUGGGAGGUGCAAAUGAUGUCAGGGUAACUCAUCUUCAGUUCACGGAUGAUACUCUUAUAAUAGGUGAAAAAUCAUGGCCGAAUGUUCGUUCUAUGACGGCAGUAUUGCUUCUGUUUGAGGAGGCGUCGGGAUUGAAAUUCAAUUUUCACAAAAGUAUGCUGACAUGUGUAAAUGUUUCUGACUCUUGGUUAUCUGAGGCCGCUUUGGUGAUGAACUGUCCAAGGGGUGCUAUUCCUUUUAUUUAUUUGGGCCUGCCCAUUGGUGGGGACUCGAGGAAGAUUAGUUUUUGGAAACCUGUUAUUGAUCGUAUAGUAGCACAUUUUACAUAUUGGAGUAACAAACUUUUGUCAUAUGGUGGCCGUUUGGAGGAAGGAGGGUUGGGGGUUAGAAAGGUAGGAGGAGCUUUUAAUUUAUCUUUGUUGGGGAAGUGGUGUUGGAGGUUGGUGAGUGAGAGGGAGGGGUUGUGGUAUAGUGUGUUGAAAGCUCGUUAUGGUGAGUCGAGAGAGCGCAUAAAGGAUAGGGAUAGGCGUGGUUCUCAGUGGUGGAGGGCGAUUUGUUGA
Medicago truncatula (barrel medic) is the source of this 1044-nucleotide messenger RNA. RefSeq lists its product as uncharacterized. Lineage: Eukaryota; Viridiplantae; Streptophyta; Magnoliopsida; Fabales; Fabaceae. The coding region runs from base 1 to 1044 and encodes 347 amino acids. The record is from RefSeq and is a predicted model, not a curated record. The transcript is spliced from 4 exons.